UACAUUCCCAGCAGUGGACUCAUUAUUAUAAGUUGGUGGAGCCUAUACAGGAUAUGAAAAAUUCCAAAUUGCUUUAAUGGAAAUAAUUUGGAUUCAGGACAGUUGGUAAGUCAGAUCAUGUUCUUGUUUCCCACUUCUCAGGAAUCCACGUCCACUAUCCUGGUCAUGAUUUUCCUACAAAUAUAGAUGCACAUAAAAAUACUCAGAAAGCAAAUAGUGCGGCCUUAUGGAAUAAAGGACGGACAACAUUUUAUCUGAUUCCAUAAAAAAAUAUUUUGAAGUUGUGAAUAGGCGUAAACAACUUUUGUGUAGAAAAUAGAGUUGGCUAGGAGAUAGAGUUGGAUUUGGUUUAGAGAUAGAGUUCGAUUCAGUCAGGGACUUUCCAUUGGAAGUCCUAUUUAUAGAAGUCUAGCUGACUCUAUCUCUAAACCGAAUUAUCUCUUACCAAAUUGAUCUAAACUGAAUUAUUUCUUACCAAACUUAUCUAUACGGAAUCUAAACAGAUUUAUCUCUUGCUGUCCUGAAGCUUCAUGUGAUAGUCUGUUACACAUAGUUCCUGCAAAUGUUCUAUGCAAUUUAGACAAUUAUUUUGCUCAUAUGUGAUGUAGUUAUGAAGAUCUAUUGUGGGAACCGGGAUUAUGAGAUGCCACUACAAAAAUGCAAUUUAUCUGGGAAAUAUUUUGGUUAUUAGAUGCAGACCCAAAAAAGAAAGAUGAACUAAAAGCCAAGCCCACACUUGGAUUGAAGGCUUUCAUUGACAUACUCAGAUACCCAUGGAAUGAAAAGAAAAAUCUGCAUCAUGACUCUAGCUUUCUAAGAAAUAAAAUUAUUGCCCACCAGGAUGGCCCUUAUCAGGUGUACUCUGGGCCCAAGAACCCUAGCCAUGGACGUUGGCGGCUCAAUCGCGGAUGUGGUGUUGGUCUCGACAGAUCUCGAAUGUGGUGAUCUUGGUUCGGGCAGCGCAGAGCUAAAAGCUGUAAACGAUGAGGAAGUUUAUCUGGAUGCAUUAGUGAUGGUGUCACUUCGGCUACUAAGGAAGGGGUUGCCGCUCGUGAUCCGCAACCUUGGUGUGAGGUUGCUUCAGCUCGUCCUCGAACUGCUAAUUGAGAACUCCACAUGCUGCAAGGUGGGGGCCAUGGUUGAAGCCCGAGGAAGCUCCAUAUUGAAGAACGAGUUUUGCUCCCAUGCGGGUCCCUGGCGUGACGAGGCAGGGCCGGAGAUGGUUGAUGAAGAACUCCAUUCGUCUUGUGUUGAUGAUGACAUCAGUGGCCUAGGGUCGAAGGAGCACGUAGAUGAUUGCUACCAUUGAUGUAGGUGAAAGAGGUAGACUCGGCGAUGAGCGUGAUGAAGACAUGGAUCAUGACGACGUCGUGUUUUGUGCUGGAGAUGUCGUUGAAAUCCACGUACAUCGCUGUUGUAUCUAUUGUUGAAUUCUUGCAAGACAGAGUUAAUGUGUACCUUGUGGAUGUUGAUAUU
This is a messenger RNA of Phragmites australis (common reed), 1476 nucleotides long. RefSeq lists its product as uncharacterized. The transcript has 4 exons. NCBI's taxonomy places the organism in Eukaryota, Viridiplantae, Streptophyta, Magnoliopsida, Poales, Poaceae. The record is from RefSeq and is a predicted model, not a curated record. The coding region runs from base 842 to 1309 and encodes 155 amino acids.